AUGGCGGUCAUCGACAGAGUGCCCGGCAUAGAGGUCGUCGUCAAGGUCAAGGGCUCAACUGCAGCCGAGCACGAUGACCCUGAGGGCAAUGACUCAUACGGGCCUGACACUGUGACCAAGUACAUUGAGAGUGUCGACGGAGCCGAGUUCUCGGUCGUGACGGAAGUCAAAGCAGAGUAUGAUUGGAAUCAACCGAACCAUUAUGUUAGCCACUAUGUCCAUGUAGACGGCAUAUGUAUGAGGAACACGAGGCUUUCGCAGCAGGAUGUGUCGUUGCCAUACGAAGUCGAUGGCCGAAAGGAGAGGCAGCCCGGCGCAGAGGAUUGGGUACUGCGGAAAUUCAAGUUCGCACCGGUAACAACAGUUGACAAUUCCGACCCUUUGCGCAUUGACUCGGGAAGAGGUACUACCAGUGAUCUUGGCACCAUCGUCGUCAAAGUCUAUCGGACAAUAGAAGGAGAGUUGAUUACAUCUCAUGAGCCUGAGGAAUACAAGACAUCCUCCCUACAGAUCUCAGAGAAGCUGCUCAAAGGAAGAUCUGUGUCCCACGGCACGGCGUUGUCCGAAGGCGAGGCUAUCAGAGCCCCGUACAACUUAGACAGGAAACUCAUCUUUAUAGAUGGCAAGCCUUUUGCGAAAUUCCGCUUCAUCUAUAGAUCUCGAGAUGCACUCAGGACUGAAAUGAUCAUCCCACGAAUGAUCACGCCCGAACCACUCAAUGCCUUAUCGACUUCCAACUCACAGAGACUGGCUCGCAGCCCGUUGGAUACGAAGACAAAGCCUCGAGUCAAGCUCGAGCCAUCCCUCAAGAGGGAACGUGUUGAGACGAUAGAUCUUACGGGGGACGAGUUUGAGUCACAAGACGCCAAAAGAACUCGACGCCUUACGCCAAUUGAUUUGACGGGGUCUUAG
Microdochium trichocladiopsis is the source of this 912-nucleotide messenger RNA. RefSeq lists its product as uncharacterized. Lineage: Eukaryota; Fungi; Ascomycota; Sordariomycetes; Xylariales; Microdochiaceae. Bases 1 to 912 code for a protein of 303 amino acids. The record is from RefSeq and is a predicted model, not a curated record. The transcript has 5 exons.